This is a messenger RNA of Cyclopterus lumpus (lumpfish), 3549 nucleotides long. RefSeq names its product TANK-binding kinase 1 (gene tbk1). Gene Ontology annotation, cellular component: cytoplasm. The transcript is spliced from 21 exons. Gene Ontology annotation, molecular function: protein binding; protein serine/threonine kinase activity; ATP binding. The coding region runs from base 198 to 2375 and encodes 725 amino acids. Gene Ontology annotation, biological process: peptidyl-serine phosphorylation. Lineage: Eukaryota; Metazoa; Chordata; Actinopteri; Perciformes; Cyclopteridae. The record is from RefSeq and is a predicted model, not a curated record.
AGAAGGUGAGGAAACAAACGGACCGGUAACGGCUCGUUUUAGGAGAUAACACCCGUGAAGACGCGUCUUCACCGGCUCCGCCACGAGGCUCGACGUGUCGGUUACCGGACCCGGUUCCGGUAGCGCCGCUGCGUGUGUUUAUGUAUCGAUGAGCUAACGUCGGCUGCUUCCGCUCUCGCCUCGGAAUCAAACGGAUAAUGACGAUGCAGAGCACCACCAACUACCUGUGGCUGAUCUCAGACCUGCUGGGUCAGGGAGCCACGGCCAACGUCUACCGGGGCCGGCACAAGAAAACCGGAGACCUGUACGCCGUCAAAGUGUUCAACAACCUGAGCUUCUUGAGGCCGCUGGACGUCCAGAUGAGAGAGUUCGAGGUUCUGAAGAAGCUCAACCACAAGAACAUCGUGAAGCUGUUCGCCGUCGAGGAGGAGUCCAACACCCGUCACAAGGUCCUGGUGAUGGAGUACUGUCCCUGUGGCAGCCUGUACACCGUCCUGGAGGAGUCCUCCAACGCCUACGGACUCCCUGAGGACGAGUUCCUGCUGGUUCUCCACGACGUGGUGGCAGGUAUGAACCACCUGAGAGAGUACGGCAUCGUUCACCGGGACAUCAAACCAGGAAACAUCAUGCGCGUCAUCGGAGAGGACGGACACUCCGUCUACAAGCUCACGGACUUCGGAGCCGCCAGGGAGCUGGAGGACGACGAGCAGUUUGUGUCCCUGUACGGAACCGAGGAGUACCUGCACCCCGACAUGUACGAGCGGGCCGUGCUGAGGAAGGACCACCAGAAGAAGUACGGGGCCACGGUGGACCUGUGGAGCAUCGGCGUCACCUUCUACCACGCGGCCUCCGGCAGCCUGCCCUUCAGGCCCUUUGAGGGGCCGCGCAGGAACAAGGAGGUCAUGUACAAAAUCAUCACGGAGAAACCGUCCGGCACGAUCUCCGGACACCAGAAGUGUGAGAACGGGAAGAUCGAGUGGAGCACCGAGAUGCCGGUUUCCUGCAGUCUGUCCAAGGGUCUCCAGAGCCUCCUGACCCCGGUCCUCGCCAACAUCCUGGAGGCAGACCAGGAGAAGUGUUGGGGCUUCGACCAGUUCUUCGCCGAGACCAACGACAUCCUUCACCGGACGGUCGUCUACGUGUUCAGUCUGCAGCAGGCGACGCUUCACCACAUCUACAUCCACGAGUACAACACGGCGGCGCUGUUCCAGGAGCUGAUGUCCCGCCGAACCAGCAUCCCGCUGCACAACCAGGAGCUGCUGUACGAGGGCCGGCGCCUCGUCCUGGACCCGAACCGCCAGGCCAAGACCUUCCCCAAGACCUCCAGAGACAACCCCAUCAUGCUCGUCAGCCGCGAGUCCGUCGCCACCGUGGGACUCAUCUUCGAAGACCCCAGUCCUCCCAAAGUCCAGCCGCGCUACGACCUUGACCUGGAUGCCAGCUACGCCAAGACGUUUGCGGGGGACGUGGGACAUUUGUGGAAGACCUCCGAGUCGCUGCUGGUUUACCAGGAGCUGGUGCGGAAAGGAGUUCGAGGUUUGAUAGAGCUCAUGAAGGAGGACUACAGUGAGAUCCUCCACAAGAAGUCGGAGGUCUUCCAUCUGUGUAACUUCUGCACUCAGAUCCUGGAGAAGACUGAGCAGCUGUUCGAGGCGUUGAUGCAGGCCAACGUGAUGUCAUCAGAAUACGACGAGAUCUCCGACAUGCACAAGAAAGUCCUCAGAAUCUCCGGUUCUCUGGAGCCCAUCGAGAGAACCGCUCAAGACGUGAAGAGUAAGUUCAUCUCCGGAGGCCUGUUGACGGACGGCUGGAUCCAACAGGUGGGAACGCACCCCGAGGACCGCAACGUGGAGAAGAUCAAAGUGCUGCUGGACGCCAUCACGGCCGUCUACCACCAGUUCAAGAAGGACAAAGCUGAGAGACGUCUGCCGUACAACGAAGAGCAGAUCCAUAAGUUUGAUAAGCAGAAGCUGGUGCUCCACGCCAGUAAAGCCAGGUCUCUGUUCACGGAGGAGUGUGCCAUGAAGUACCGCCUCUUCAUCUCAAAGAGUGAAGAGUGGCUCAGGAAGGUUCAUCACGUGAAGAAGCAGCUGCUCGGCCUGUCGGGUCAGCUGAUCAGCAUCGAGAAGGAGGUCACCAUGCUGAUGGAGAGAGCCAUCAAGCUGCAGGAACAGCUGCCUCAGAAGGUUCUUCCUCUGGUGUCCGGUGGGAUGAAGCCUCAGGCCUACCUGAGUCAGAACACACUGGUGGAGAUGACAUUGGGAAUGAAGAAGCUGAAGGAGGAGAUGGAGGGAGUCGUCAAAGAGCUGGCAGAGAACAACCACUUCUUAGAGAGAUUCGGGACUCUGACGCUGGACGGAGGUCUAAGAGGUUAAAGGCCGAGAGACUCGCUGGUCGUCGUCUUCUUCUUCUUCUGCACUUUUGUACAUAUUCUGUGUUGAUGGUGUAAAUAAUGUGACGGUGUGAGAAGAAGCUUUUGUCUGUUUCCUUCCAACAGACUGGUAGAAACGGCAGAAGUAUUUUUUUACCUGAAGACCAGUGAAGGAACUAUGAAACAGAAAUCCCUUAAAAUGAACUAUUAAUCAUUAUUUUACCUCUGAAACCACAGUGGACACACAUUAAUUAGCAGGUUACAUACUGUUCAUAACCUUCUCCCUGAUUUCAAUUCUUUUUAAACCCGUAAACUAUUUUUAGGUCACUUUCAUUUGAAGGUACAAAUAUAGGGGUACCUGUAAUAUUUAGUAAAUUCUAAGGUUUGUAAGGGGAACAUUUAAAUCUGGUUGAACUGAUUAAGAGUCCCUUAAAACUAAUAUGUCAACCAUAAUCCUGUAACCUUAAAAAUACCGUAGUCAUCAUGAAUUCAUUAUUUGUAGAAUAUUUCACUUGAUUGUGUAAAAUAAUCGACUUAAUUUGUUUUCUAAGGUGUUUUUUAAGGGAUUUACUUAUUGUAACAUGGUUGAUGUGUUUAAGGGUAUUCUAACGAUUCAUUAAGUAUAUUUUAAGUGACAUUGCAGUAUUUUAAUGGGUUUUCUGCAUUAAUUGAGGUAGAACCCCUUAAAGGAACAAAGUAAAGUUUUAAGCACCCUUAAUUUAAACCUUAAAAUAAACAGCUUAACAUUUAUCUAUAAUAAUUAUAUUUUCACCGUAAUUGAAAUAUUACAAAUUGAGGAAUAACUUUCAUGAUACUUUGUUCAUUUUAAGGGGUUUAAACUCCUUUAUAAUUGUGCAGAUAAGACCCAUUAAAAAUGCCUUCAUUACUGCACUAUUAUUGGAUAAACUUUAAAAAAUAUUAAGGGUUUAAAACUGCUGAUUCCAUUUUCUUUUUCUUCUUCAAGGCCGAUCAUUAAUCAAUCGAGUGUCAUAUAUCAAUCGAUAAGUCGCAGGUCAGUCAGUUGUAACAUGAAGAAGAAACCUCUUCACCUUCAUCGGUCCAUCAUCUUCAUCUUUUACUCACGAAUAUGUUCAUGUUUUGUCUUAUCAAUAAUCUGCAUAAGAAUGCUCAAAAAUGGUUUAAAAACAUGUAAAUAAAUAUCUUAAAGAUGGACCGUC